CUCAGCAAGCAUGAAGACAUAUAUGCAUAAUAACUGUCGCCUUCCGCAGCAUGCCAUGAAGACAAACCCUUAUCAGGUGGUCCUGUGCAGUAGUUAGGGUAUAACUUGGAUGAGUCAGCUACUAUCAAUGACGGCAUUUGCGAACAGUAGCCAAUCCAAUAGAAAUACUGACAUUGUCCCAACGGUGCCCCAUGGACACCUAUAAUUAGUUGAGCAACUAACGGCAGUCUCUCUCAAACAUACGCAACUUUUUUUUCCUUCCAUCAGCUUCUGCCAAUUAUGCGGCUUCAAUGACGACUCCGCCGAUCAGAAUCCCCUUCACCGGCCCGCUGCCUCCACCAGUAAUUGUACCGCAAUCAGCCCGCACUGUUUCAGGAGCUAUUGAUGCUCUGUUGUCGUUUUUGACUGCCCCUCCGUCACCCUACCUUCGCGGAGUUGAUGUCGGAAGGUAUUCUCAGACUGUUCUCUUAACUGGUGCGGGAAUUUCGGUGGCGUCCGGCUUGUCCGAUUAUCGAGGAGAGAAUGGCACAUACGUCACAAACAAAACAUAUCGGCCAAUAUAUUUUCAUGAAUUUCUGAGACAACAUGAGUUCCGCAAGAGGUACUGGGCUAGGAGCUUUGUCGGCUGGCCAGGCCUUGUGAAAGCAAAGCCUAACUCAACGCAUUGGGCUAUUAGGGACCUCGGCGCAAAGGGAUAUCUCAGCUCCGUAGUGACACAGAAUGUCGACUCUUUCCAUCCAAUAGCUCAUUCGAAACUACCAACCAUCGAACUUCAUGGCUACUUAAGGUCGGUUGUCUGUACCAGCUGUCAAAAUCAAUUUCCCCGAGACGAAUUUCAGAAGUCCCUCGAAAAGGUUAAUCCGGCCUGGGCAGAGUUUUUGGCCAAGAUGGUUGACACCGGGGCUCUUAACACAGAUAAUCCUGAGGAGCAGCGACGGAAAGGCCUUAAGCUUAACCCAGAUGGAGAUGUGGAUUUAGCCGAGGCACCUUACUCUACGUUCCGAUACCCGUCUUGUCCUACAUGUCUAGAGAAACCUCCUCGUCUCCGAGAUGGCACGCCGGCUAGGGUAGAGGUAGAAAGCGAUGGUGCAUGGCUACCAUCUUCGACUGCUGGAGUUCUGAAGCCUGCGGUCAUUAUGUUCGGAGAAAAUAUUCACCCAGCAGUGAGGACGGCUGCAGAGGAGGCAAUUGAUGACGCAGGAAGGCUUCUCAUUCUUGGAAGCAGUCUUGCCACUUUUUCAGCAUGGAGGUUAGUUGAACGAGCUUAUAAAAGGGGUAUGCCUAUAGGCAUAAUCAAUAUCGGGGGGAUCCGAAACGAGUCGGUACUCUUUGGGAAGAUGGAGCCGGAUGCCCCUCAUAUUCGUUGCAGUCUCAACUCCGAUCUAAUUUUGCCCCCUGUUGCCGCACAGCUUCCCUCACUUGUCCAUGCGUGAAAAGGCUCUGUCCGGAUGUAUUGGGGAAUUUCCUCCCUGAUGAUAGAACUGUAUAGAACAGAGAGUUUUGUGAGAAUAUUCCCUUUUUUUUUUUGGAGGGGGAGUCGAACAUCCCAGUCAUCG
Molecule: messenger RNA, 1556 nt
Organism: Aspergillus caelatus
Lineage: Eukaryota; Fungi; Ascomycota; Eurotiomycetes; Eurotiales; Aspergillaceae
Product: putative SIR2 family histone deacetylase
Exons: 1
Coding region: 291-1433 (380 amino acids)
Molecular function (GO): NAD+ binding
Source: RefSeq, a predicted model, not a curated record